GCCACCAAACGAGUUUGUACAUCGUGGAUUUGAAGGAGCUUGUGUUUGAGUCGAUCACCUGGCCCUUACACUUUAUAGGAUAAUGGGUCACCGUGAAUGGAUUGGUCUGGUGCUUAAAGACUCAUCUUUCCAGCGGGGUCUCUCCUUGGGACAGAGAGAGAGAGGACUGCAGUGAAGAAAAUAGGGUUGACAGGGAGAAGGGCUAUACAAUUAACUGGCUCCCUCGUAGACCUCUCAAGAAAAUACCCCACUGGCCACAGACUACAGAUCCAUGAAGGGAGAGGUGCAUCACCACUGUCACAUCAGAAAGAGACCAGUGUGGACAGGAGAAACACACAGAGGGUGAAGAUUUAAUCUACCAUGGAAAGGCUCUUCUGGGGUGUCCUACUGGUAGGAAGCCUUCUGACCACGGCACAAAGUUGUCCAUUCCAUUGCACCUGCCAGAAUCUUUCAGAGUCUCUCAGCACCCUCUGUGCCAAUAAGGGGCUCCUAUAUGUGCCACCAAACAUCGAUCGUAGGACUGUAGAGUUACGACUGGCUGACAAUUUUAUCAGAGUGGUAGAGCAAGAAGACUUUCUCAACAUGACUGGGUUGGUGGACCUUACAUUGUCUAGAAAUACCAUUGAUACUAUCAAACCUUAUGCUUUUGGGGAUCUAGAAAGUCUAAGGUCUUUACAUUUAGAUGGAAACCGCCUAACCGUUAUUCAUGAAGAGGCUCUGAGAGGUAUGCUUAAUUUACAACAUCUCAUCAUAAACAACAACCAGCUAGUAACAAUACCAGUCCCCACUUUUGAUGAUUUCCUGCUUACACUGGAAGAUCUGGAUUUGUCCUACAACAAUUUGGUCACUGCCCCAUGGGAAGCCAUACAAAAUAUGGUGAGCCUUCACACCCUCAACCUUGAUCACAAUCUAAUAGACUAUGUAAUGGAAGGGACUUUCUCAGAAAUGUAUAAACUAUCCAGACUGGAUAUGACAUCCAACAGACUCCACACGCUACCUCCAGACCCUUUGUUUGCCAGAUCUCAGACAGGGGUGGUAAGCCCAACACCCUACACAUCUACCAUUUCUCUCAAUUUUGGAGGGAACCCAUUUCACUGCAACUGUGAGCUAUUGUGGCUACGUCGGUUGGUGAGAGAGGAUGACAUGGAAACUUGUGCUUCUCCUUCUCAGCUAGCCGGACGUUAUUUUUGGUCAAUACCAGAAGAAGAAUUUACCUGUGAGCCUCCACUCAUCACCCGUUACACACAUCAGUUGUGGGUUCUAGAAGGGCAGAGAGCAACUUUGAAGUGUCGUGCUAUUGGGGACCCAGAACCUGUCAUUCACUGGGUAUCCCCUGAUGAUAAAAUCAUGCCCAACUCCUCCAGGACUGCUUCAUACAGAAACGGGACACUGGACAUUUUGGUCACCACCAUCAGGGAUGAUGGAGCAUACACCUGCAUAGCCAUAAAUGCUGCAGGAGAAUCAACUGCUAAGGUGGACUUGAAAAUGAUACCUUUGCCUCACCGUAACAAUGGUACAGUCAGUGUCUUGAGGCAGGACCCUGGGUCUUCUGACAUCACCAUUUCAUCAAAGACAUCUGCUAAUACCACAGAAGAGAAAAGGGCACCAGAAAGUGCAGUUGUUGUUACAGAUGUCACUUCUUCAUCCGCAUUUGUACGAUGGUUCAUGAAUAGAUCAGCCUACGUAGUAUGGAUGUAUCAAAUCCAGUAUAACUGUACAGCUGACGAGACACUUGUGUACAGGAUCCUGCCAUCUACUACAAAGCACUUUGCCUUGAAGCAUUUAGUACCAGGGGUGGACUAUGACCUCUGUGUCUUGGCCAUUUUUGAUGAUGUUGCAACUUCCUUGGCUGCUACAAGAUCUUUGGGAUGUGUUCAGUUUUCUACAGGAGAGGCUUAUCCAGACUGUCGCUCACUACAUGCUCAUUUUUUGGGAGGCACCUUAACAAUAAUCAUUGGAGGAGUCAUUGUGGUAACGCUACUGGUCUUUACAGUGGCAAUGAUGGUCAAAUAUAAGGUGUGUAGCACCUCUCACACAAACAUUCCAAAAGUUAUCAACGUUUAUUCGCAGACCAAUGGAAGCCAGCUGCUGCCUAAUGGCAUGCUUCUUCAAAGCAGGAUAAACAGUGACUGUGCCAAGGCCAGCUGCUCCCAAGUGUCAUACAGAGAAGAUAGUGGGAGGGUUGUACACGGUGUCAAACCACAACGAAGAAAGACCAGGCACAGAGACAUGCCAGAGAAAGAGCAAGACCAAACUCCCAAAGCAUCAGAACCAGAAGGACAUCAUUCUAGUUCUAGCCCAGAGGAUGGCAUGGGUUUUGGUGUUCCUAAAACCAAGCGUAGUUGUUCUGUGGAUAUGGGAGAAAUGGCAACAACUACUUGUUACACUUAUGCCAAAAGACUGAGUGUCAUAUGGACAAAAAGAAGCCAGUCAGUGCAUGGAAUGCUGUCAAACUGUGGAGUGGAGGUGCCUAGGGGAAAAGCAGUACUAUUCUCUGGAUCAGACGAGCUUGAAGAAAGUGUAGUGUAGCUUAGUUCCAUGAUAUCUUUUGGCAGACAUAUCUCCUUAGUGGAAAUAUGGGGAUUUCUUCUGUAAGAAUUCCAAUGGAUACUUCAACAAUGAGCCAUGUGCAAAACCUUUUUUUCAGGAAUGAUAAAGUGUGAUUUAGCUAAAGUUGGAUUACAAAUUGGCCUACUGUGUGAUAAGCAACACAGAUCAUGAAGAACACCAGAAGAAUAUGAACCAGUUUAAGUAAUUUCACUGGCAUCGCAAAACAUUUUCAAGUGUGGUGACACUUUGUGAUAUAUUCCAUGGAUGUAUGUAAAACAGCCUCUAGAUACCUCAGGGCUGUGUUCUGUUCCACAUAGUACUUAAGGAGCCAGAUAAAAAGAAAGCACCCAUGAUAGGAAGGUAUUUUCUUUCGACGUCAGAAACCGCUCCUCCACAUCAUAAAAUACUAAAAA
Messenger RNA from Spea bombifrons (plains spadefoot toad), 2963 nucleotides. It is a transcript of the gene LRFN4, whose product is annotated as leucine rich repeat and fibronectin type III domain containing 4. The transcript is spliced from 3 exons. Bases 361 to 2529 code for a protein of 722 amino acids. Gene Ontology annotation, molecular function: protein binding. The record is from RefSeq and is a predicted model, not a curated record. NCBI's taxonomy places the organism in Eukaryota, Metazoa, Chordata, Amphibia, Anura, Pelobatidae.